CUAUUUAGUACGAGUAACAAAAUAGAUUUGACAUUUUCUUUCCCAAUUGAAAACAUCCAAACAAUUAAGCAGCUGCACAAUUUGUAUUUUGGACACAAAUAACACUGAACCUUGCGUGAUUCGCGAAGCAACUCCAUCUUCUAUAAUAGGGCGGUGUUCAGCUAGCACAAAAAGCAAGAAGAGAAAGGAGCAGCAGAAGAAGAUGGUGAAAGAUAGGAAGAUUGGAGUCGCCAUGGAUUUCUCGAAGAGCAGCGUAGCGGCGCUUAAAUGGGCAAUCGACAAUUUAGCCGAUAAAGGCGACACUUUCGUUAUUAUCCACAUCAAAUCCCAUGUUCCUCACGAAUCUCGCAAUCAGCUGUGGUCUGAAUCUGGCUCUCCUUUGAUCCCCUUGUCUGAGUUUCGUGAGCCGGAGGUGAUGAAGAAGUACGAUAUUGAGACUAAUAUUGAAGUUCUGGACUUGCUUGAUACUUCUACUAGGCAGAAAGAGAUAAACGUAGUUACAAAGCUGUACUUGGGUGAUCCAAGGGAGAAGCUGAUCGAGGCAACUGAAGAUCUGAAGUUGGACUCUUUGGUUAUGGGCAGCAGAGGCCUUAGCACCCUGCAGAGGAUAAUAAUGGGGAGUGUGACCAACUAUGUGUUGUCAACUGCGACCUGCCCAGUGACUGUUGUGAAGCAUCCAGAUUUUCACAAGAACUGAUGCAGAAGGGAAAGAGCUUUUGUGGCAAUGAGUUCUUUUUCAACAUAAACAAGACAUGAGCUUAUUUAUAUAUCUUUUUCAACAUAUAAUAUCCAUUGGGGUACUUCUGUCUCUCAAGCUAGGAAGAUUGUGUUCUGGUUCUCCACUUCUCCUUCCCUAUAUAAGCUUUCUCCUUCCCUAUAUAAGCUUUCUUUGCAUUCUGAUUAAAGAAUAAAGAGUAAGACCUUUUUUCAGUUUUCUUGCACUUAAUGGCAUUAACCAUCUCUCAUGUUAUCUUUAUUUGCUCCCACCCCUAUCAGACAUUCUUCUUUUCAUUGUGUAUGAGGAAAUUAAAUGUUGUGCCAUUGCUCAUCCCUUUCAAAGGGUCCGUUUGGAUAAACAGCGGGAGCAUCAAUCCGCUGAUUCUUUUAUACAUGAAAACGCUGCUAAAAGCAGCGGGAUGGUGCCGAUCCGCUGAAAACCAAACAGCACCAAAGUGUUUAUAUGUUUUCGGUUCUAUACUAUUCGUAUAUUCUACUUUGAUCACCUUUUAAUAUCUCAUUUUAUUUAUUAAUGUAUUAAUGAACCAUAUGAAAAAAUCCUGUUUAAUUGUCUUAUAUUCUACUUUGAUCAUCUUUCGUAUCUCAUUUUAUUUACUAAUGUAUUAGUAAACC
Molecule: messenger RNA, 1350 nt
Organism: Cuscuta europaea
Lineage: Eukaryota; Viridiplantae; Streptophyta; Magnoliopsida; Solanales; Convolvulaceae
Source: the annotation of a GenBank genome assembly